AUGGACCGAUACGCAAUCGUGAAACCGCGUGCUCGGCUACAAAAGCUAACCGUACGCAUACAAAAGCUUACAGAAAGGUAUGUGGCGGGAACACCGAAGGCCAAGUUACAACUCCUAGUGCUGGAAAUGCUUGAAGUGAGGAAAGGAGAAUUCCUUGACGAAAUCAAGCAGAUUGACGCGGUGCGCGGUCAGCAAAACACACCGCAUUCUCCAGCUCCUGAGACCGAUGACGGUCAGAAUCGAAGUGCAACACCUCCUUUGGGGGAUCCGGUAAUAAACGAAACCGACGAAAGGACGGGGACUCCUUUCACCGAGCAACUUGAAACUGAUCAACCUGGGGUUUCCGAACCGGGUGUCACAGAAGAAAGGGUCAAGUCCCUUAUUCAAGAGUUUGCCGACUCAACGGUCCAACCAUUACAGGAGAAAAUCAAGAAAGCCGUGCGCCAAACACUCUUGUUCGCCGAAAAGACGAGGGAUGAUCUCGUAAAAGCAGAGGACCGGAUCACAGUCAUCGAAAACGAAUACCGGGACGACGUAGUUCUGCACAACGAGCAUUAUCAACAAACCGAGGACUUGGAAGAUAAGACCUCAAGGAUAGUAGAUGACAUGGAUCGGUUUGAAAGGGAAACCGAGCAACGAUUCAAAGAGGUCGAUGAGGACCUAGGGCGGUCAAGAAAUGAAGUCGGCUCGACACUUGACAGGGUCACAGAUCUGGAAAAGAAGAAUGCACGCCUUGAAGACCGCAACGACAAGCUUGAAGCUGAUCUUAAGGCGCUAACCGAACAGGUCAAUGAGUUGAUAAAUGCCAAGAUCAAUGCUGACAUAGCGGUUGAGGAAGCAAACGCCCGAGCGGCUAAGGAAGUCCAAGAUGCGCUGGACGAAGAAACGCGGAGAGUAAAGGAGGCAUCGCGACUGUCUAAGGAGGAAAUAGCCGAGCGCGAACGAAACACUGCGGCUAAAUAUCCGGGACUUGCGAAGUCCGUGGCAGCUCAAGCGGCCAAAGACGUAGAGCGGUUAAACGCACAAAAACAAGGGCUCGAAGAAUAUGCCAGGGCUCACAAGAAGAAAAAGGCAGCUUCUUCCUCUGCGGUUCCGGCAAAACGAAAACGGAAAGUUUCUGCAAGGAAGAUGUUGGAGAGGAUCACCGAAACAAAUAUCGAUACUCCACCAAACCCACAGCAAAUCGAGGAUGAAGACGAAGAGCAUCUGGAGCAGCGUUCUACAAGACAACGAGUCUCCGAUACGGUUCCAAUCAGCACAGUUGGUCAACCGCAAGCUGAAGGUUCAUCUUCAAGACCGGAUCAACGGGAUGAGGAAGAACCGACCGAUGAUAUGAUGGACGGCUUCAGAUUUUCCGAAUCAGAAUAG
Impatiens glandulifera is the source of this 1368-nucleotide messenger RNA. Its product is annotated as inner centromere protein-like. Bases 1 to 1368 code for a protein of 455 amino acids. Lineage: Eukaryota; Viridiplantae; Streptophyta; Magnoliopsida; Ericales; Balsaminaceae. The record is from RefSeq and is a predicted model, not a curated record. The transcript has a single exon.